AUGAAGAGAAAAAUAAAGACAGAGGAGUGAAGUUGAAGUCUCUCUCCCUCUCUCCACCUACUUUUAAGAUGAGACAAUAAUCUCUUACUUUUUUCUCCUUGUCUUAGUUUCAACUCCUUUCUCUUUAAUUUCUCCAUCUUUUCUCCUUCACAAUACAAUCGCACACCACCCUCAUCAAUGGAGUUCGACCUCCAAAACCCUCUAUCUCAAGACCUUCAACAAUCUAUUUUUGAAAUGGAAUCGGAUCACCUUCCAUUGUUGAAUUCAGAUCUUGACUCCGAUCAUCAUCUCCGGCGACAAAUCAUCAACCUUAUCUCGAUUUUCUCUGAGAAACUCAAUCAUCCAUUUGUCUCCUACCUUGCCAUUAAUUACUUCCAUCGUUUCCAUGCUGUCCACUCCAUUCCGGGAGACAAGCCAUGGAUCUUGAAGCUUGUUGCAGUUUCUUGUGUUUCAUUAGCAUUUAAGAUGAUAGGAGGAGAUUCUGGAGUUCAGAAAGAUGGCGCAUUGAUGUUUGAUAUUGGGAUAGUAGAGAGGAUGGAGUUUAUGAUACUCGGAGCUCUUCAAUGGCGAAUGCGUUCGAUUACUCCUUUUGCUUUCAUCAAAUUCUUCGUCUCUUUCUUCAAACUCCGAAUGACGUCGUUCGAUGAUGAUGAUAAUGCUAAUGAUGAUGAUCAGUAUCAUCAUAAUCAUCAUCAUCAAGCCCUUAAAGAUCGAGCCACUGAAAUCAUCUUCAAAGCUCAGAUUGACUUAAAGCUUUUGGGUUUCAAGCCAUCGCUCAUCGCAGCAUCUGCUCUUCUAUGUGCUUCUCAUGAACUCUACCCAUUCCAAUUCCCAUACUUCAAGAACUCAAUUUCAAGCUGUUCAUAUGUAAAUAAGGAUGAACUGUUAAAGUGCUACACUGUAGUUCAAGAACUUGUGAUGGAUGGUUAUGAAUCAAUGCUAAGCUGCAAAACCCCCAUUAAUGUUCUUGAUUUGGACUACUCAAGCUCAGAGGAUACGCACAGUAAAACUGAUGAAGAUGAAAAGAGAGGAUUAAAGAGGCUGAAGAUGAGCACUUUUGGCAAAACCCCUUUUCAGCUUUCUUAGAUUAUCCGAUUUGUAGAGAGAGAAAGACUAUAUUUGAGAGGGGGGGGGAGGAAUUGAUAUGCUGUUGGUUUCUUGGAGAGUGACACAAAGCCAUGCUUUGGCUUAGCUGUGUGCAUAGAAAAAAGUAAAAAAUGAUGGGGAAUUGGAGGGAAGCAAAGGAGAAAGAUCUUGUGCCAUUAAAGAAAAGGAAAAAAGAAAAAUUAAAAUAAAGGAAGAGAGAGAGAG
Lactuca saligna is the source of this 1311-nucleotide messenger RNA. NCBI's taxonomy places the organism in Eukaryota, Viridiplantae, Streptophyta, Magnoliopsida, Asterales, Asteraceae. The record is from the annotation of a GenBank genome assembly.